Molecule: messenger RNA, 1324 nt
Organism: Gadus chalcogrammus (walleye pollock)
Lineage: Eukaryota; Metazoa; Chordata; Actinopteri; Gadiformes; Gadidae
Product: keratin, type I cytoskeletal 13-like
Exons: 7
Coding region: 34-1209 (391 amino acids)
Molecular function (GO): structural molecule activity
Source: RefSeq, a predicted model, not a curated record
CUCUCAGAGCAGACAGACCCUCACACAGCAGCCAUGACUUCCUCCUUCUCUCGUUCCUAUGGUGGAUCCGGCGGCAGCCGCCUGGGCUCCAUGCGGGCCGGAAGCGUGUACGGUGGCGCUGGAGGCAGCGGGGUCCGCAUCUCCAGCACCAACGCCUCCAGGUCCUUCGGGGCCGCCGGGGCCGGCUCUGGCUUUGCAUCUGGUGGAUCAAGCUUCCAGCUGUCGGACGCCGUGGACAUCAACGAAUCUAAGAAGGCCACCAUGCAGAACCUGAACGACCGCCUGGGCAGCUACCUGGAGAAGGUGCGCACCCUGGAGAGGGCCAACGCCGAUCUGGAGGCGAAGAUCCACCAGUUCUUGUUGAACAAGACCUUGGUGGAGACUCACGACUGCACCGCCCACAAGGCCACCAUCAGGCUCCUUCAGGAGCAGAUUAUUGAUGCAACCCGCUCAAGAGGAGCAGUCCUUCUGGCUAUUGACAAUGCUACGCUUGCCUCAGAUGACUUCAGGGUUAAGUAUGACAAUGAGCUCAACAUGCGCCAAAGUGUGGAGGCGGACAUUUCCGGACUCAAGAGGCUCUAUGACGAGCUGACCAUGGGCAGAGCUGACCUAGAGAUGCAGGUCGAAGGGCUGAGGGAGGAGCUUAUUCAAAUCAAGAGCAACCACGAAGAAGAACUGCUGCUUGCGCGCUCCAGUAUUGGAGGUCAGGUGAACGUGGAAGUGGACGCCGCACCACAGGAGGAUAUGUCUGUCACCCUGGCAACAAUGAGGGAACACUAUGAGGCCGUUGCCACCAAGAACCGCAAGGCACUGGAAGUCUGGUUCCAAGCCAAGUCAGAGGAGCUGAACAAGGAAGUUUCUGUCAGCACUGAAACACUCCAAAGCUCCCGUUCUGAGAUCACCGAGGUCAAACGCACCCUACAGAGCCUGGAGAUUGAGCUCCAGUCCCAAUUAAGCAUGAAAGCAUCUCUGGAAGGCACCCUGAGAGAUACACAGGGCAGGUAUGGCAACAUGCUGGCAGGAUACCAGAGACAGGUGACGGCUCUGGAGGAACAGCUGGGAGACCUGAGGGCCGGCCUGGCUACGCAGGGACAACAGUACCAGAUGCUGCUGGAUAUCAAGACCAGGCUGGAGCUGGAGAUCGCUGAGUACAGGAGGCUGAUGGACGGAGAGCUCCCUGCUCCAAACCUGAUUACUAAGGAGAAGUAGAUCUAUCAAAUAUCCUCUCAGCACAAAAAGUAACAUUCAAUAAACUACGUACCGUUCACAGAAUUUUGGAAAUAAAACUAUUUCUGUGGAACCGACAUUUGAGUCCUGACACGUU